This is a messenger RNA of Trachemys scripta elegans, 2372 nucleotides long. RefSeq names its product core 1 synthase, glycoprotein-N-acetylgalactosamine 3-beta-galactosyltransferase 1 (gene C1GALT1). The transcript has 4 exons. Gene Ontology annotation, molecular function: N-acetylgalactosaminide beta-1,3-galactosyltransferase activity. Lineage: Eukaryota; Metazoa; Chordata; Testudines; Emydidae. Bases 295 to 1377 code for a protein of 360 amino acids. The record is from RefSeq and is a predicted model, not a curated record. Gene Ontology annotation, cellular component: membrane.
UCUGCAGCUCACCGCGCCGCCUCCAGCCCGGCCCCGGCCGCUCGCUGCCUAGUGAGCGCGACCAGGCUGCAGCCCCCCUUCGGGCCGCGCGGCGGUGACGUGAGGAGCGGCGAGGCUCCAGCGCGCUGCGGGCUUGCUCAGUGCGCGCUGGGCCGGCGCCAUGGUGCCGGGGCCUGAGGGCAGCGGCUCCGCCGGCUGCUUCCCCUCCCCGCCUCCUGCUUCUAGCUAACGGGCGCCUGAGAGCCGGGACCCGCGCUGCGUGCGCAGGGCCGAGCCGCAUAUUGCCUUCAGGAAAUGGCCUCUUCUAAAUUUUUGCUGAAUCUUCUAACCUUCACAUUUGGAUCAACAAUAGGAUUUUUCACAUGUUACAUGCUAUUUAGCAUAGUGUUGGAAAAACAGGUUGAGAUCCAACCUAAUAUUCUUCACAAUGAUCCCCAUGGUGAACACUCAGAAGAAACUGGAAGUGAUCAGCUGGAAGGACAAAUGAACUUCAAUGCUGAUGCUGGGCAGCAUCAAGAUGAGAACAAAAAUAUUGCAGAAGGACUGUAUCAGAAGGUGAAAAUACUUUGUUGGGUGAUGACUGGGCCUCAGAAUCUAGAGAAAAAAGCCAAGCAUGUUAAGGCAACUUGGGCCCAGCGUUGCAAUAAAAUACUAUUUAUGAGCUCUGAGGAGAAUAAAGACUUUCCAGCUGUGGGACUAGAAACCAAAGAAGGCAGGGACCAACUGUACUGGAAAACUAUUAAAGCCUUCCAGUAUGUACAUGACCAUUAUAUUGACGAUGCUGAUUGGUUUAUGAAAGCAGAUGAUGACACAUAUGUUAUACUGGACAACUUGAGAUGGCUUCUUUCAAAAUACAAUCCUGAACAACCAAUAUACUUUGGAAGAAGGUUUAAGCCUUAUGUGAAACAGGGCUACAUGAGUGGAGGAGCAGGAUAUGUACUGAGCAAAGAAGCUCUAAGGAGAUUUGUUAAUGCAUUUAAAACCAACAAAUGUUCUCAUAGCUCUUCUAUUGAAGACCUAGCACUCGGAAAAUGCAUGGAGAAUAUUAAUGUAGAAGCUGGAGAUUCAAGGGACACAAGUGGUAAAGAAACUUUUCAUCCCUUUGUGCCAGAACAUCACUUAAUCAGAGGAUAUCUACCUAGAACAUUUUGGUACUGGAAUUAUAAUUAUUAUCCUCCAAUAGAGGGUCCUGGAUGCUGCUCUGAUCUGGCAAUUUCAUUCCACUAUGUUGAUCCCACAACUAUGUACCAGUUGGAAUACUUGAUUUAUCAUCUCCGACCAUAUGGUUACCUAUACAGGUACAAUCCUGACUCUCUCAAGAAUCUAGAAAUGCAAAUCAAAAGCAAAGCAAUGGAUAAUGAUGCAGAAAGCUCCUGAAACUGAAUCAGACUUCUACUCAAUAAUAAGAUGUGGAACAAUGCACUGAAAGAAGUAUCAUGGAGUGAAAAGCAACUACAUCUAGCUCAGACAGGACUCUGGAAUUGCUAGUAGUAAUUCAUUUGAAUUUUAAAAGUUCUGUGUUGAGGGUCUUCCUCUGUGACUGCAAACUACAGGUUUCAUUGUGCAGUUCUUAUUCGUGGGGAUAGUGGGACUUUUCACAUGUUAGGACUGCAGAAUCAGGCCCUAAAGCUUUUAUGUGAUCUGUGAAAUCUGUUGAGGUGGCUUUGUUACAAAUUCUUCAUGUUUAUAUUAUUGUAUUAAAACAAAUGGAUGGUGGUGAGGCUCAAGCAUGAUUAUACAGUAUUUUCUAGUCAUUAUUUUUCUUUUUGCCCCAGUUCCCAUUAUUUUGGAUAAGUACUAAUGUUAGAAAUCCUGGGCUACAUAGGUUCAUCACUUUGAGAUGGUGAUGAUACUGGAGAAAUUUGACAUGAAGUAACUUGGCUGAAAAGAGAGAGAAAAAAGUCUUCAAAACCACUCCUGCCUUAAAAACAGACUUUAAAAUAUUUGGUGUAAUUAGUAAUAUUCUGCCUAUUUAAUGUCGAAAUCUGAAUUACUUCCCAAAUGAAAUGAACUUGUUACUCUUGGCCUCAUCAUAAACGUCCCCCAAGAUACUACUAUCUGUUCCACAAAACCACCACCCAGUUGGCUUGUGCUAAUUGGCGAAAAGCCCAGGAAUAGCAAGGCUAUACAUCUUGGAGUAUGUUGAAGAUGUGUGGAAACUUGCAUACCUGCCCACUCUAUGCCUUUUGGUGUGUACUCCUGGCUUGAAUGGGCACAAAAUUCAUCCAAAAGCUUUUUAAUGUACACAUGAUAGAAAUAAACCCCUUAUAAGUGCAAUUUCCUCCCCUUGUAUUCAUUCUGUAAGCCAAAAAAUGUUUGUGUGAUAACACUACAGUCAUACAAUAAAUACUUGUUGUAGACAGCCAGGCGUU